UUUGUGAGAUAUGAUUAUGUUUAUGAACGCACCUGCGCACACUGUCAUAGUAUAUACCGCUCCAAAUGUCUCUGAGAGCCAGGAAAAAUAAUGUGUCUCUCGUGAUCUUGAUGCUGUGAACAUUUCCAUGUCAACCGAAAGGCAGGUGCAUUUAAUACUGGACACACACUUUGCAAUGAUCGACUGAUCGUCACGUUUGUAAUUGAGUAUACAUAUUUUGUCUACUUUUUUAACGAGGGAGAAAUACUCAUGAAACACUGUGGUGCUGGAAGUACGCAGUCAGACUAUUCCACCCACUCUGGGAUGGUGACGGCGCAUACGUCAUGUGUCUAAAACCAUUGGCUCAUGCGUCUAAAACCAUUGGUUCAUGCCAUAUACUAUAAGCCAUUUUUUUCAAUCUGUAGAUAUUUACCUUUGAAAAAAACACCCAGUAUAUAUUAUGAUGAUGAUGAUGACGAAAAUUGUAAAAUGUUGACUGUGAAGUUGCCAAGUUUGCGGAACCUGCUCUCCCAAGUGUUGUAUUGAAGCCCAGUAUACAGGGGUGCAGGCACAGCCACGGAAUGCCACACAAUGCGUUUUCCUGGGUGUAGGCAAAGGGUUUGUGUGCUUACUAUCUACGGAGCAGGGUAAGGUCGAGCGGUGAAUAAAGGACGGAAGUGCUGAUAAAUAUAUCCCCGUUUGUAAUCAUGCUUUCACAGAAUAUCACAAUUUCUGCGAAAUGUGCUUUUCAGUGUAACAUUUUCGGGGACCCCCCCCCGUGAAUCUAACCUGAAAGACUAUUCUGGUAACGUGUGUGUUUAACCUUUAGUUCAGCACGAGCUAAAAAUGUUUACUCUCAUAAUUUAGCACUUUGAUGUACUGUGGGAGAAAAUAAUAUAAUCAAAUGUUAAACUGCUGUUGCAGUAUGUGUGCUAGAUUGGAGUGCUUUGCCUGAAAGCUAGGGUAAAAAAAGCAGUGUAUAUAUCGACCAUUGCCAGCAUGGAUGAUAUAAACCAUGAUUACAUGGCUUACCUGAAAAUGUUAACACUGUGGCUACAACCAUUAUGCAAAGCGUACACAAAAAUCCAGUCAUCUCCAUGAGGUGUUACUGAUUAGCUAGCCAAAGUAAAUUCAUUAUUUAGUCACUUCUAAAUGUUUUCAUCAUAUACAGCAACCAAAAAAUAAAAUAAUAAAUUGGCAUACAAAGCAGGCUGUCACCAGUACAAAUAUGAUAUACUAUCCACGAAUUUAAGUACAUCGAGCUAACUUUCUACUGAUAUUUUUAUUAUAUUUGUGUUGUUUUCCUAUUUCGUUGUAAUGCACGUUAUGUCUACCACACUAUGUCCAGUGUGUGACUUUAAAGUUCCAAGGAGAUAGAUUGUUUCAGAAAAAUCCAUAUUUUACUCAAAAACAGCAUUUCUAGUGUUCUUAUUUGUGUGUGAAAGAAGUAUAACACAGGCAACCUUACUCAGAGUUAAUUUGAUUUAACUUAUAUGCACUGCUGGGGCUAAAAUGCAUGUGCUGGAUAAGUGGAGACCUGCAUGGCCGUUGUCCUCGUAAAUAAUCCUAUUUAAGUGAACAUCCAUUUGAGUAGCAGCUAGAAGACAGUUAUUUCUGCAGUGAAGAGUGGCGUACAGUGGUCAUAUUUUAAGAUAAGCCCUCGCAGCUAUGAAAUGGUGUCACAACAGGUUGGGAUGCUGAGGAGUGAUGAUGAUGAUGAUGUGUGCGCUGCUUUCAGCAGGUGUGUGCUUCCCCCACCUGCCAAUGCCAUCGCGUACACCGCACCAGGAACCCUUUCAUGGCUCAGUCGAAUUUCCAGACCAGCAUGUAGUGUGCUUUCAUGAGAGAUAUGUCUAUGCAUUAUAUAUUAAUGUAUAUACAGGAAUAGUAAAUGUAGUUCGUAGAAAGGCCUUAUAGAAUUAAUGGAAAAAUGCAUUUUCAGGUAUGUACUAUUCGCAUAAAAAACAAUUUCUUCAUAACCAUACAUAAAUAAUUCAGCAUUAUAUUGCGAUGUAGUGUUUUUUUCUGCCGUAAUUAAGGAUAUGCAAAGUGGAAAUGUAUAACAAAAAUAAACUGCCACGAAGUUUUCUACGUUCGUGUGACACUAAUAAUUUGCACUUCGGCAAAUGUAUUCAACAUUGUACCCUGUAUUUAUUCUUUCCAUGUAUUUAACCCAGAUCUCUGCUACAUAAGUGUUUUUUUUUUCUGAAUGGAUUCCCACGUGGUUAUUCAUACUCUGCUCACCCGUCUAUAUACGUCCGUCCACUACAGUCCCAUGUUCACAGUAAUCUACACAAUAUUAGUACAUUAACUGCACGUUAAACGGAGGGAGUGGGAAUGUGUUCCUCAUGUGCACUCACGACGCAAAAAGGAAGGCCAACGCUUGGUGUUUUCCCAUGGUUAUUUUGCCAAGCGUGCAAUAAACCAACCCACGGCAUUAGAUGGCCACUCCCGAUUGGCCGGCCGGUGGCACAUGCAUAAGAUAAGAGGUGAGCCACCCGGCCUAGGGUAGUUCACUCCUGAAGCACUUUUGAGCAAUGUUUACACUCGCCCCGUUAUCCGCUCCAUCGCUCCUAAGUGAGUGACUACAAGGCACUAACAUGCCUGCAAGAUACCGCAAGGCCAGGGACAGCAGCAUCGUUAUGAAGUAGCAUUCAUUUAUAACACGUCAUUUGUAGAGCGGGAAGACCAUCGUUGUAGAAUGUAUUACAUGCUUGUACACAUUUUUUUAUAUAUAUACGAUGCAGAAAUAUUGAAAACCUGUAAAAAUUUAAAUACAUUUUUUGUUGUACCACAGUUGUGAGAUUAAAGGUUGUUUAACCUGCCCUGAUUCACUGCCGUUAAUGUUUAAUUUUACUACUCAGGUGCCCUCACUGAACUUUUCAAACAUCUGGCAGUUCAUUAGUUCAAGUAAGCCUGAAUGCUGAUGAGAUACUGAAUGUUGUAACUGGUUCAAAGUAUGCGCGUGUUGAACCAAUGCUGUUGAAAUUAUGCACUCCCAGAGGCCUAUGUGGCUGGAUGUGUGAAAGAUAGUUGUUGUUUUACGUGGAGGGAUAGAUAUGCAUAGGGUCACUUGGAUUGGAAGUCAUAACCUCACAUUGGAUGCAUACUUCACAGGGAUAUUGGUAUAGUGUGUUUGCUCGCAAAGUAAAACGACAUUCACAUUGUCAUCAUCACCUAGAAUGCACAAUUCACAAGUCUCAAUGUGUGAAAGUGGAAAAUUCCCAAAAUGAAGUGAUGGGGAUUUUUAUUGUUUUUAACCUAGCUGGGACUCUGAUUCAACACUGUGGUGUGUGCCUACAGUCUAGCCAAUGAUAGUAUCUUUUAAAGUUUUCUUAAACAAGAAAUCUGGACUUGUACAAUUUAUAAUCGUUAAGUACCGACACCACACCCUUCCCCCUGUUUUGUAAAAAAAAACAUUGCAGGACAUGUUUGGACUGUUCAGACCAGGAUGCAAAAGGUCCUGUAUCUAAUGAUUGUGUGAUGUGACUGUCUAGAACAUCGCUGGCCAACUCCGCUUGACUUCACCCACCCUCACAGGGGGGGGGGGGGGCGGGGGGUCCUUGUGCAAAUCUAUUCAUCGGGUAGGUUUCAGCUCUGUGAAUAAAACGUGUUGACAUCGGGAACAGAUUUACUGGAAGGCAUUCGCCCCUGGCCCUCGUUUUGGCUGUGCGAGCCCGGAGUGGCUCUCUUGUGUUCAGCGCUGUAAUGGGAUGUGAAGUCUGAUGCCCCAGAGUCGAGUUAGCACACAAUUGUAUACUCACAUUGCCCCGUGGCAAUUGUAACGCGCGCACACAGCGCAGGCUGCUUCAGCCCCGAUGGAUGUUAGCUGCCCCAUUCCUUUUGUUACCUGCAAAGUCCGGCUGCGGUGUUUGUGUUAGUUAGGUAUAAACCUUCUUUUAUCCUAUGUAACAAUAUAAUAAAGUGUAGUGUAAAUAUGCAUGCACAUGCAGUGUAAGCGGGCUGAAGGUAAUGGACAGAGUGAGAAUGCAUAUCAAGAACUGGAUGAAAUUACACACCAACCUACAGCGGUGAGCAUUAAAGCAGUGGUGAGCUUCGAGAACGUGGUGAUGCGAGAGUGUGACCUGGAGGAGGAUGAUGACCGGCUGCACAUCGUGGAGGAUGUGGAGGACCAGGAGGACGAGGAUGAUGAUGGGCGCUCGGGGAUAAACGACGGCCAGAGCGAAACGGCCGAUGGUGGCGGUGAGCUCAGCCCUUCGCAACCAGCCGAGAUGGCCCCUCUGGUCAGGAGGAGGGGCCGGAGGAGAAAGGGAAGCUUCAACUCAGAUGAGAAGGACCAUGCUGACCAUGAGGAUGUGAAGGAUCAAAGUGAUGGCCUGGGGCUUGAAAAUCUACUUCUGUCCCAAGUGGAGCAAGCGGUCCCAUCGGAGGAGACCCAGGCUGGGCCACACGAGGCAGAGAAGGAGUUGGACGCGGUGGAGGCGGAGGGCGAGGACGAGGAGGCCAUGGGGGGCGGCAGCCCGGGAGCAACCGCCCCCGUUGAGGGGACCCUCGCCGAGUUCCUGCAGCGGCACGACACGGCCAUCAUCUACCCCGAGGACCCCGAUGAGGUGUCCGGAGGGAUGCCAGGAACGCCCGAGACUGGCGUGCGAGAUGACAACGGGACUCCAGACGCGUUCGCGGGGCUCCUCGCCUGCCCCUACUGCAACCGGGGCUACAAGCGGCUCAGCUCCCUGCGAGAGCACAUCCGUUACCGGCACGAGCGCGCCAUCAACGACACCGCCGGCGGCCUCGCCGAUAGCCACAAGCAGCAGCGUGCCCAGAGUCAAUCACAGAGCACUGGGAACCGGAAAUUUAAGUGCACAGAGUGUGGAAAAGCCUUCAAGUACAAGCACCACCUGAAGGAGCACUUCCGCAUUCACAGUGGUGAAAAGCCAUACGAAUGUCCCAACUGCAAGAAGCGUUUCUCCCACUCGGGAUCCUACAGCUCUCACAUCAGCAGCAAGAAGUGCAUCGGGGCUCUGCCAGCCAAUGGCAGGACACACGGGGGCAGAGCGGGGGCUUCCGCGCAGGCGUCCGCAGCUUGCCUUUCCCCUUCCGGCUCCCCGGCCGCUUGCAGCAGCCCGCCCUCGGAGGGCGCUCGGCUCGUUUCCACGGCGAGCGCCGUGACCGCCGCCGGCGGUGCGGACCUGCACAGGGGCGUGCAGGUGAAGGCGGAGCCGGUGGACUACCCCAACGGGGACUAUCGCGCCAUGGUGGUGAUGGCCUCGCGGGGGCUGUCGGGACUCGUCCCCUUUCUGAACGGCGGCAUCCGGGCGGCUCACUGCCUCGGCGUCCCGCCGUACGUGGCCACCGCGACCGCGUCCGGGGCGAAGUCCGGCGCGCGCAAGACGCCCGAGGCGGCGUACGACCCGUCGCUCGAAAAGCGCAACGGCGACUUUCGGGGCUCGAACGGCAGUGGCGAGGUGUUCAAGCGGGAGCAUUGCUCGACGACGGCGGCCUCUCCGCCCCACAUCUCCGGCGGCGGCAGUGCAGCGGUCGUGGCGAAGGGUGCAGAAGGCCCUGCGCGCAUGGAAGAAGACCACGAGAAUUGCACGCAGAGUGACGCGGAGGAAACCGGCCGGAUGGCUGUCAAGAUAAAGACCGAAGCCGCAGAACCUGAAGACCACCAGCACAAGGCGUCCGAGAUGGAGAGCCAUUUGCCGGUGACCAGAGAGAGGCCCUGCUAUGCCUGCCAGUUCUGCAGCGAAUCGUUCGCAGGCCCCAUUCCUCUCCACCAACAUGAGCGCUAUCUGUGUAAGAUGAACGAGGAAAUCAAGGCCGUCUUGCAGCCAUCGCCACCACAUUCCACUUGUCCCACGCCCAAGAAAAAGACAAAGAACUCAAUCACCUCACACACAGCUGGAAAAGCAUUGGUUGGAGGCUGCCAUGUGCCCACUAUUGAUGACCAGCUCGCAUUGCUGAAGUCAUACCUCUACGCUCGAAACAUCGAACCAAGCCCGGAGGAGCUCAUAAAGAUUUCUCUAGCCAUGAGCCUCCCGGGUGAUUUGUUGCGGCAAUGGAUGGACAAGAAAGGACCAGUGACAGAUGCUGUACCCAGUUACUGCACUUCAGGAAGUUCUCCAUCGUACAACAUCCAGGAGGCAUCACAGAGCCAUUCUCCAGCCAGGCAGGGUGUGGGCAGCAGGGGAAGCAGCCCGCUCCAGCGCUCCGGAAUGUUCUUGCCGAGCAGUGAUGGCAUUCCAGCACCCACAGCACCGACGUCAUCCCCGCACGGAGGGAGCGCGUGCGUGAGAAACGGCCACCCCAAUGGCCUGACCAACGGGCUGCAAGAUCAGUGCGAGCCACUCGACCUGUCCGUGCCAAAACUGAGCCAGGUGAAGCGAAGGGGCAAGGAGUCCCCCCCCAGCCACCGUUUGGGUGGACACGGUGGAGAAGAGCAGCCGUUAAACUUGACAACCGGCACAGGCGUUUCCAAGUCAGUGUUAAACUCCUUUCAUAGUGCGAAGGCCUCGCCGACCCACAGCAUCGAUGAUCUUCCUGAAAAUAAGCCUGUUAUAAGCGUGGCAUCCGUAGCAAGCUAUGCUCCCGGCGGUCAGGUGUUCACAGGCUUUCCCCCACCUCUGGGCUUAAUGCCGACGCUCCACAUGGGCUUUCCAGGGCUGGGGCAUUAUGGAGGGAUGGACACAGGUUCUUUUCUUCCGAGAAUCCCGCCCUAUGGAGGCUUGGCAGAGGCAGCAUCCUUGACUGAUGGACAAGACAGAAGAGGCCUGCAGAGACGACACCUCACACAGGCGGACUCGCCGGAAGAAGGCAUGGGGAGUCCUUUGGGCUCAGACGAGGUGACGGACUCCGAGUCGGGUCUCUCUGUGCGCAAGCGUCAGAAGAAAGGGGAGAGUGCACCGGGGGGUUCGUACUCGUGUGACCUGUGCGACAAAACCUUCCACAAGAGUAGCUCGCUGCUACGGCACAAGUACGAACACACGGGAAAGCGUCCGCACCAGUGUGAUGUGUGCAACAAGGCCUUCAAACACAAGCACCACCUCAUCGAGCACUCGCGGCUGCACUCGGGGGAGAAGCCCUACCAAUGUGACCGCUGCGGCAAGCGCUUCUCUCACUCGGGCUCCUACUCGCAGCACAUGAACCACCGCUACUCCUACUGUCGGCGCGGAGAGGGCGAUCGGGAUGGCGAGCCAAACAUAAUGGGAUUGGAGCGAAGCAUUAUGGGAGAGGAGCCCAGCGUGCUGGGGGAGGAGCAAGGGAUGCUGGGAGAGGAGCUGGGCAUUCUGGGAGCGCAAGGGGGUGCCUCGGUGGUGGAGGAUGCCGACAAGGGGGCGGUCGGACAGGAGGAAACCAUGAUGGAAGAGGAGGGAGGAGAAGAGGGAAGUGCCACAGAAAAUGGAUCAAAAUGUUCCCAAGAGGAGGCGUGGGGAGAGGAGGAAGAGCAGUGUACGAAGGUGAAUGAUUACGAGCGACAGGGCUUUGAAGACGCCGCAGACGAGGAGGCCGAGGAAAAGUGUUCCGACGCAGCAGCAGAAGAAGGGAGAGCAAGUAAUGAAGAUGAGGAAAUGGAAUUGAGCGGGGAGUUGGACGGAGGCACUACACAAGUAGGACAGACGCAAAUUAAGUGUGAAGAUGACGACGACGAUGAUGAAGAUGCAAGCAGCAGCUUAGGGGCCUCUCGAUGAUUUUCCAGCUCCUUGCUGUUGGAGCCGUCUCACUGGCCUAGAGGCCCAAGACUACCAUUAUUGUUCUAACCAUUGCUGUGCCUCAGCUGUCCUCUUAAGUUGUUUUUUUUCCUUGUUGAGUGAAAGGAUGUGCCAGUGAUGUUCGAGCGAAUCAAUGUGCCAGUGUUGUUUGAAAAGCAUUUGAUUGCAAACUUGCCAUAUCGGGCUAAACUUCUUGCAAUUCAACAGGCUCUCUUGGACUUUGUUGGACUUUUGGUUUUACAAAAAGAAAAAAGUAUGUUGUACCCUAACCUGUUAAUGUAGACAUUUAAGCAUAAUACUUUGAUCAGUGUAUGGUAGAUUUUAUUUUUAAGUUGUUAAGCCUGAAGGAUAAAAUGAAGAGAAAUUACCUUAAGUGAAAAAGGUAGAAAAGCCUUUAAUAUGCAGAAAUUUUUGUACCAUUUUUAUCUGUGUGCCACUCUUUUGUAAAAGCAGUGUUAUUUUUUAGGCAAGCCAGUUAAGUAGCUUAUACUUCCAACACUACAUCAGUAUUCAGUUCAUGACAUGCACCGGUGUUAUUUUAUGUAGCCAGAUUUUGUGCAUUGUACAUUGUUAGUGCAAUUUCACAUUGUCGCCAUCACACUAAGUCUUCAAAUUAAACUCCCAAAUUAGUGGUUAUUUUUCUUAAACAAUGCUUCGAUAACUUUUCUAUUUAUGUUUCUUAAUUGUUGUUUUCAUCUCUGUAAUUUAUUUCAUACUUUAGAGUAAACUAGAUGGUUUUAUAAAUAGAUGCUAGAAUUUUAUGCAGUUCAUGGAGAAAAAAAUGUUUCACUCUUCUCCCUGUGAUAUGUACUUGCCGUAACAUUUACAUGCAGUGUUAACCUCUGUUUUUUAAAUUGUUGUUUAUCUGCCCAACAGUAUUUCCCAGCUGCCCAACCCUUUUUAAUGACCUUACAUUUCAUCGCAGUUUGUUUACUGAUGCAGCCAAAUGGCUGACACUUGAAUUUGUAAUUUUAACUGUGGAAAUAAAUACCAGCCACACAAGGCCCCCCCUUGUAGCAACAUUACUUUUUCCCUCUAACUAUUCGGUCUGUGCUUUUACUCUCAGCUUGGAUUUCAGUUGCCAGGACAUCUUGGCAUAAUAAUAAUGUAUCAAGUCAAGGGUAAAGUCACUGCUUGUCUGCCCAAUGCACAGCCCGUUAGCGAUUAACCAAUCUUCUUCCCGCACCUCCUCCUCUGCUAAGCAUCACUUUGGUUGUGCCUUCUGUAUAUCAAUUGUUAUUUUUGUUCAUUUUUCCCAAGCCAAUGUGUCCUAUUGACCAAACCCCAUCUGCUGUCAGUUUUUUUUCUUUGCUAAGUUUUGGAUGGGCCAGAAAUGUCUAUAUUUUGACUUGUUUCGGCAUCACCGUUAUACAGUAUUAACAUUUAUUUAAUUGACAAUAAACUUUCCGAAACACCUCUUCA
Petromyzon marinus (sea lamprey) is the source of this 9071-nucleotide messenger RNA. Its product is annotated as zinc finger E-box-binding homeobox 2-like. Gene Ontology annotation, molecular function: DNA-binding transcription factor activity, RNA polymerase II-specific; RNA polymerase II cis-regulatory region sequence-specific DNA binding. Gene Ontology annotation, biological process: regulation of transcription by RNA polymerase II; anatomical structure development. The record is from RefSeq and is a predicted model, not a curated record. NCBI's taxonomy places the organism in Eukaryota, Metazoa, Chordata, Hyperoartia, Petromyzontiformes, Petromyzontidae.